CCGAGUGACGAGAGGGACCCCGACGAGCCGCAGAUGCAGACGCCCCCGGGAAACCCGCUGGUGGUCCCCCACACCCUGCCGGAGCUGCUGGGCAAAGACACGGUACAGGUGGAGCUGAUCCCGGAGAAGAAGGGUCUGUUUCUGAAACAUGUGGAGUACGAGGUUUCCAGCAAGCGUUUCAAGUGCUCCGUGUAUCGGCGAUAUAAUGACUUUGUGGUCUUUCACGAGAUGCUUCUUCAGAAGUUCCCCUACCGGAUGGUCCCGGCUCUUCCGCCCAAAAGGAUGCUGGGGGCUGACCGCGAGUUCAUCGAGGCCAGGCGUCGAGCAUUGAAGCGGUUCAUCAACCUGGUGGCGAGGCACCCUCCGUUCUCCGAAGAUGUCCUGCUGAAGCUCUUCCUCUCCUUCAGUGGCUCGGAUGUGCAGAACAAACUGAAAGAGCUGGUCCAGGGCGUGGGGGACGAAUUCCUGAUCUGCAAGUUUGCCACCCAAGCCAAGGAUUUCCUGCCCGCCGACAUCCAGCUCCAGUUCGCGGCCAGCAGGGAGCUGAUCCGAAACAUCUACAACAGCUUCUACAAGCUGCGGGACCGGGCGGAGCGGAUCGCUGCCCGAGCGGUCGACAACGCCGCCGACCUCCUCAUAUUCGGCAAGGAGCUGAGUGCUCUUGGCUCCGACACGACCCCGCUCCCUUCCUGGGCCGCUCUGAACAGUAGCGCUUGGGGGAGCCUCAAGCAAGCCCUGAAAGGCCUGUCGGUCGAGUUUGCGCUUCUUGCGGACAAAGCAGUCCAACAGGGUAAACAGGAAGAGAACGAUGUGGUGGAGAAGUUGAACCUUUUCCUGGACUUGCUGCAGUCCUAUAAAGACUUGUGCGAGAGGCACGAGAAGGGGGUCUUGCACAAGCAUCAGCGGGCCUUGCACAAGUACAGCAUGAUGAGGCGACAGAUGAUGAGCGCCGCCGUCCAGAACAAGGAGCCGGAAACCGUGGAGCAGCUGGAGUCCCGGAUCGUGGAGCAAGAGAACGCCAUUCUGACGAUGGAGCUGCGGAAUUACUUCUCCCUCUACUGCCUGCACCAAGAGACCCAACUGAUCCACAUUUACCUGCCGGUCACCUCUCACAUCCUGGGGGCUUUCGUCAACUCGCAGAUCCAAGGCCACAAGGAGAUGAGCCAAGUCUGGAACGAACUGAAGCCCAAACUCAACUGCCUCUUCGUCGGAUCCGGCCACCCGCCGACGUCGCCCUUUGCGCUCCGGGAAGACACCUUCUUUUCGAGUUAA
Messenger RNA from Euleptes europaea (tarantolino), 1272 nucleotides. RefSeq names its product sorting nexin 8 (gene SNX8). The record is from RefSeq and is a predicted model, not a curated record. The transcript has 10 exons. Gene Ontology annotation, biological process: retrograde transport, endosome to Golgi. Gene Ontology annotation, molecular function: phosphatidylinositol binding. Lineage: Eukaryota; Metazoa; Chordata; Lepidosauria; Squamata; Sphaerodactylidae. Bases 34 to 1272 code for a protein of 412 amino acids.